This is a messenger RNA of Helobdella robusta, 2133 nucleotides long. RefSeq lists its product as hypothetical. Bases 1 to 2133 code for a protein of 710 amino acids. NCBI's taxonomy places the organism in Eukaryota, Metazoa, Annelida, Clitellata, Rhynchobdellida, Glossiphoniidae. The transcript has 3 exons. The record is from RefSeq and is a predicted model, not a curated record.
AUGCCCAAUACUCACGGUUGUCAGUAUUGGCGGUUCUGCUCUUCCAAUUUCAGACUCUAUCAAAAUUGUAGGGGUCUCUUUCGAUCGCAACUUCCUUUCAACCAUCACAUCUCUACCCUGGUUAUACCAUGCAACAUGAUUCCAAGGAUCAUGAGAGCUAACGAAUCGACAAUAAUAAAUCGGUCAACAUUUUUAUCACCUCUGAGAGAUGACCUGCUGCCAUCAAUCACAUGGAAUGCGACUACUAUCACCACACCUUCAAACGAUCCGAUAGAACCAAGCCCAAAUUGGAUGCAUGCAUUCAAAGUGUGGGGUUGCGUGUGGGAUCUUCAUGUUUACUUUUUUUCAAUUUCUUUUCUCAUAAAUUUUCUUGUGCCUGUCGUUGUUUCGGCUCGAUUAUUAAAUUCGAGACAGAGACAGCGUUAUUUUAGAAGUUUCAUUGCAAUGCUCGUCUCAGCAUUUUGUCUUCUGAAUGUUGCGUACAUGCUAAUCGAUCCUUACCAUUCCCAAAACGUUAUACCCCUGUUAGUUUCUCGUUUAAUAAAAAAUAUUAAUUUGCCACUGGUGCUGUCUAUUAACGUCUUCGUACAAAAGUACGUCAAGCUGCUAUCCAUCAGUUGCAAUUCAGCGGGCAGACCUCAGAACUCUCGCAAUCUCUUCAGUAAAUUUUUAUUCUGUAAAAUUUUCAUUUUAUUACUGUUUUAUUUAACAACGUUUAUUUUAAGCUGGCUGGAUAGUUCAAACUCUGACAACCAGCACCGCUUUUAUCACGCAAUAACGCAAAUAAUUUUUUUUACCUGGUGCCUUAUUAUAGCGUUCAACAUUUUUCAUGACUGUUCACUUUUGAAACAAUUUUCUGAGAAAGCUUUUAAGACUUUACAUAACAUUAAAUUUAAAAAGAAACAAACACAAACUUCUACUAAUGGAUCUAAUAGCUCAGAAUGUAGUGUUUCUCGAAUAACAAAGACAAAGAAUCAUCAUCCGAAAAAAAUUCAUAAAAAACUUAAAUGUAAACAAGAAAAUCGAGUUUUUUAUCACAACUCGGAAAACAAUGACGAUGAAGAAUCGUAUUCUGAAAGCUUAUAUUAUGCAGAAACAUGUCCACAAUUUCAAGAAAAUCAAUUAAAAAAUUCAAUAAAAACGCUUUCAGCAUCUUUUAAUUACCAGGAGACUGACAAGUUGCUACAUGAUGAUGAGAGUGUCGAUUCCAUUCAGUAUAAUCUUAAAACUAAGAAAAAAUUAUAUGUUUCAAAUAACGUUUGGAUACCGUUAAAGUCUAUCAAAACUCAAAAAUUUUCAGAAAAAAUAGGUCAUAGCGCCAGUACCGGAAACUUUGAAAAAUUUGUGACGGACUUAAACGGCAUUCAUGAAUCACGCAACGAAAUUGAAUCAAGCAACAUUUCUAAAUUGCCAAUUUGUUUAGCAUCUACAUCGUCAUUCAACCUUUCUUCAAAAACACAAAAUUCAAAUAUGACUUUAAAAGAAACUCUCUCUGACAGUUUAUGCGAUGACAACAUAGAAAAGUUAUUUUUAAAUGACCAUGGCUAUUUAGCGGAUGACGAUCAAAAGGAUUUCACCCAAACAAAUCGUACAAAUCAACUGAGAGAAGAAAGUGCAAUUAGACGUUUAACAUGCUGUGAUCUAGUUAAUUUGAUUUAUUUUUGCAACGAAAAUAUUAUUUACCAAAAAGCUGAUUCUGAAAGGGACGAGAACUUGUCCUCGGACAACAAUUUUUCUGCGCCGCUAGGAGAGGAUGAAGUAGAGGCAGCAAAACAGCUCCAAAAGCUAUCAUCGUCAUCGUCAUUUUCUCACGUGAGUUUGUCGCAGUUACGACUCGCUCCUGCGUUGUUGAAAAUUUCGAAAGCUGCCAUGUUUGUUGGUCUGUCUACGUUGUGCUUCUCAUUCGUUCACGUUUACAACAUCUUCGGAGUUUUUGGCGUGUUUUCAAAUUACAGCUCGGCAGAACCAUGGACUUGGCUACUUCUGCAAUCGAUAAACAGGUUGACAGAAAUAUGGUUUAUAUCAUCAGUGACAUGUACAAUCGGCCUAAGUCUGACAUCUCGUGUAAGUAGAAAAGAUAACUCCAAAACUAUCAGAUCGUUACAGCGUGGGAGCCCAAUAUAUUCCGUCUAA